UCAGUCCCAUGGCUGCGUGUGGCUCCGUUGACAUUUAAGCAGAGAACACUCAUCGUAGUAGUACGUUGGGGAGAAAAAAAAGCGUUUCAUUCGGGAUAAAUCAUAAUCUUGUAUGAACCGUUUAUUAUCGAACUGCUGUUUUUUUUCCCGUUUUUUGUUUUCGAAAAUAGUGAACGAAGGCGUAAUCCGUCGUUCGGUUUCAUUUGCUUGCAAGUUUGCAAUGCUAGUAAUCGUGCUAGUUUGAUAUAUUGCUCAGACCAAAUCGGUUCGAUCGUUAGCUUCCUUCAAUGCCCUUCCACAAUCCUGUUUGUCUGGCAACGAUUGUGGUUACCUUAUGUAUUUAUUUUCCCGAGAGAAAUAAUGUAAGCCCGUCUUCUGCGCAUAAUGGACAGAGACUUGUUGAGGCAGUGUCUGACGUAUCACGGAGAGUCCUUGUUCAGCACAUUGAAAUGUGAACAGACUGAGAAUCCCGACUUUCAAGCCGUGGUGGCUGACCUGUGUAAGGCUCCGUAUGAGGGAAAUGGCGAAGAGCAGAGCAGCCCCCUUGUGGAGCAGUUCAUUGCUCGGAAGGCUGACAUUCUUUUCAGUCCAUCGUGGAAGACUGCAACUCCGAAAGAAGAAGAAGAACCCCGACAGGAGGAAGCCGCAGAGGCUUAUGCUGUCAUGCCCCCCCUGGAGUUAUUCAUGGAGGUGCCUUUUGAAGAGAGAAGGACCAUGCUUUACCGGGAUUUAGAACGAGGAGACAUCGUGGUGGGGAGGAUCAACAACGUUCGCGAAUAUGGCUUCUUUCUCACGCUCAUUUGCAUGGCGGGCGGGCUGAACAGAGACAUCGAAGACCUGGAGUUAUCGGCUCUUUGUCACAUUAAAGAAAUUCCCUCAGCUGGCAGCCACGACGAUCCUUUGUCCUACUACCAGAUUGGGGACUUCAUCAGAGGUGACAAAAAUCUUCAUUCUGUUGAUUUGAACGCCAAUUUUGGAAAAUGGUGGACAGAGCAUUCGUGUUUCAUUCGAGCAAUAACGCCGUCCAUGAUGCGAGGGCUCCAAAGUCAACUGUUUGCAAAAGAAGAUUUUGCGUCCGUCAUCCGGAAGAAGCAGUCGGUAUCCUGGGCCUUGAAAUGUGUUAAGGCUGGUGUGGGCCACUUCAAGCAGGGUCGCCAUGUGGAAGCCAUGAAUGAGUACAACAAAGCUUUGGACAUCGACACCAAUAACGUGGAAGCGCUGGUCGCGCGCGGCGCUCUGUAUGCAAAUAAAGGCGUGAUCCUGAAGGCGAUAUCGGACUUCGAAUUGGCCCUGGAGACGUGCCCGGAUCACCGCAAUGCCAAGAAGUACCUCUGCCAAACACUGGUUGAGAGAGGAAAACAACUCGAGGAACAAGAGAAGCUCGUGACAGCGGAAGGAGUGUACAGACGAGCGCUUUCUCUGGAUGACGCAAACCCCGAAGCUCAGGAGGCCUUGAGAAAAAUCACCGAGACCAUACAGAAUUCCAUUCGCCUGCGGGAAGAAGCGCUGGCGAAGGAAGGGGAAGAGAAAGCCAAAAGCAGUCAGAGCAGCGCUGAGAAAUUGCGUAAGCUCUUAAAAGAGGAGAAGAGGAUGAAAAGAAAGCGCAAGAGGUCGACCUCUUCCUCAUCAUCCUCAUCCUCCAGGAAAUCCUCCACCUCGUCGUCCUCCUCACGCAGGAGAGCCAAAAAAAAGAAAAAGAAAAAGAGGAAGUCGGCGCGAGGAGGCAAGCGCCGCAGCGGCAGGCGCAGGAGUGACGAGGGAAAGCGUGGCAGAAAGAGGAAGGAGGACGAGGAAGACGAGGAGGCCGAGUGGUACCCGGCACCUCCCGACACCUCCGCCACCUUUCUCGACCAAAAGACGUGGGAGGCGUUCGGGGCCGCCGCCGAUGAGGAGGAGGGAGAGCCCAGCGCCAAGCCCAAAGAUGCCAACGGCCCGAGGAUCUGUCUGUAUUCUUUGUCGCCAUCCUCAGACGACGACGACGACGUCUGCGAGUGGCCGUCGCACCCUGGGAGGGAAACCAAGGAGAGCCCGGAAAGGAGCAGGAAAAGUAGGAGCACAAGUUCAGGCAGAGAAGAUGGGAGGCCGAGGAGCAGCGAAAGAGGGAUGGGCGAUCAACGGAGGACCGCUGAGCCCCAAAGAAGUAGCUUAGAUGAGAGGAAGCGCAGAGUUUCCUGCUCGUCAUCCGAUUCGGCGUAUUCCAGAAAAUUAGGGCCAGGGAAAGAUUUUUCCGGGCGUAAUUUUUCCCUUCGAGGUGGCGAAGAUCAAACGCCGUCGGAGAGCGACCUCGGGCAAGGAAAAGCUGCAAAACAGCAACCCGGUUGGAGCCAGUCGGACGCAGCCAGAGUCCAAGUUGAGCAGGAUGAGGAGAUCUCGCUACCUGAAGGAAGGUCCAAAGAAGACCUUCCGGCAAACCUCUUGGACAUCUUUCAGCAGAUUGCCAAGUUUCAGAAAGAGAAAGGCAUCGAACCCAAAAAGUCAACCAAUUCCAUUUGAAAGUCAAGUCGUGGGAAACGGAGACGGAAAGAAAGUAUGGCUCGGAAUUGGUUGCCGUUCAAGAAGCGGGGCGAAGCCCGUCAAAGACACCAAAC
This is a messenger RNA of Hippocampus comes (tiger tail seahorse), 2588 nucleotides long. Its product is annotated as tetratricopeptide repeat protein 14-like. The transcript is spliced from 10 exons. The record is from RefSeq and is a predicted model, not a curated record. The coding region runs from base 385 to 2493 and encodes 702 amino acids. Lineage: Eukaryota; Metazoa; Chordata; Actinopteri; Syngnathiformes; Syngnathidae. Gene Ontology annotation, molecular function: protein binding.